GAAAUUUGAAAGGUGAGAGGCUGAAAGCAUCUUUGGUAAGCAGGAGAUGGGACUCUCCACGUACAUCAGCCUCUGUUGCCUUGGAAUCUUGAUUACUAACCCUUUUUUGGGAGCCAAAGCUGCGUCAUGCCCCAGAAACUGGCUGCAGAAACAGGGGAACUGCUAUGGAUAUUUUGAUGAGAAACUAAGUUGGGAUGAAGCUGAGUUUGAGUGCCAGACCUUUGGUCCUGGAAGUCAUCUCGCCUCUAUCCUCAGCACCCAAGAGUCUGCACUAAUGUCUGUAUACAUCAAAGACAAACAGAAAUCACUUAGCCAUGUCUGGAUAGGACUCCGUGAUAUCUCUGGACAACAGAGAAGGCGAUGGAGAUGGGCUGAUGAAUCUACCUACAACUAUAAAGCCUGGCUGCUUUACCAGCCAGACAACAGACAAAAGAAUGAGCACUGUGUGGAGGUGACAUAUUUUUCAGAUUUUAAAUUGUGGAACGAUGGGAAAUGUACCAAUAAAAAUGCUUACAUCUGUAAGUACCAGCUGUAGAGCCAUCUGGAGGAAGGCAGCUGGGAUGCAACCAGAACCAAAAUACCUACAAAAUACCUACAAAUUUGAUCAGCAUCCUGUUGAUUUUCCUGCUUUUGAUCAGAUUUUUCUCUAUUCCUAUGUAAACUUUCCUCUUAGGACAGACAACAACCCCAUUACCCUAUUCUCCUCCUUUUUCUCAAUGGAAAUAUAGUAUAAAUAA
Messenger RNA from Pseudonaja textilis, 737 nucleotides. Lineage: Eukaryota; Metazoa; Chordata; Lepidosauria; Squamata; Elapidae. The record is from RefSeq and is a predicted model, not a curated record.